AUGAUGAGUCAUCGCAGCGUUGACAAACGGUUUCACGCUGUUGAUCUCGAUCCCUAUGGUUCCGCUUCUGUAUUUCUAGACUCCGCUGUACAGUGCGUUGCAGAUCGAGGUAUACUUAUGGUGACUUGUACUGAUAUGGCAGUUUUAUGUGGAAAUACACCAGAGACUUGCUAUAAUAAGUACGGUUCGACUACAGUACGCCUAAAGUGUUGUCACGAAAUGGCACUGAGGAUUCUUUUACGGGCAAUAGAUUCUCAGGCUAACAAAUAUACUCGAUAUAUUGAACCACUGUUAUCUAUCAGCGUUGAUUUUUACGUUCGAGUGUUUGUUCGACUACAUACUGGUGCCAGAAUGGCCAAGGAAUCUGGAACAAAAGUUGGAAACUUAUUGGCCUGCUCGGGUUGUCACUCUCUUGAAGUAGUACCAAUUCUUAAGAAGGUGGAAGAUGGCAAAAGUCUAAAGUAUACUACAGGCGUAGUGCGGCAGACAUUGAUGGGUGGUGAUAACAAGUGCGUCCACUGUGGUCAUCCAGUGCACCAGGCUGGACCUAUUUGGACCGGCGCAAUACAUAAUCGUGAAUUCGUGGAAGGCAUACUGAAAAGACUGAAAGAAACCCCAGAGGAAGAGCGACUGGGCACGCAUAGUCGCCUGUUGGGUGUCCUUACCAAUGUGUCAGAAGAGCUUGACGUGCCUCUAUACUACGAGCACGAUCAACUAUUCAAUGUUGUAAAAUGCAGUGUUCCGAAAGCUGUUGCGGUUAAGUCGGCUAUUUUGAAUGCUGGUUAUAAGGUUAUUCGUACA
This is a messenger RNA of Cooperia oncophora, 801 nucleotides long. Lineage: Eukaryota; Metazoa; Nematoda; Chromadorea; Rhabditida; Trichostrongylidae. The record is from the annotation of a GenBank genome assembly.